AUGUUGUCUACUUUUGAAAGUUUACCCGAUGAAAUAAUAAUGACAAUUGUAAAAUAUUGUGGUGAUACUUGUGCAAUAUUACGAACAUUUCUUGGUCUUAAUCAACGUUUGAAUAGGAUUCUUAUUGAUAAACGUUUACAUUUAUUAACUGAUUUUUUACAUAUUAAUGUACGAGAUGAUUACUAUAAUUCUCAAGUAUUUCAACAAUCAUAUCAACAACUAUUAUCUUUAAAUACAAGAAUCGAUGAACAAGAACUUUCUUUAAUUCUACAAAGAUUACUUAGUUUUCAUAUUCAACAAAAAUAUAUACAACUACGACAUGAAUUUCAAUUAUUACAAGAAAAAUUUGAAUUAACUCGCCAAUCAUUUACCCAUAGUGAUAUUACUCAAUUAGAUAAUGAAUUAAAACGAACAUUUGAUAGUUUCUCCCAAAAUCAGACAUCGACAAAUUCUAUUGAACUCAUAAAAUCACUUGUUUAUACAAAAGGUGCUCGUUGUGACUGUGAUGAUUAUGAAUUAUGCAGAUAUAAUCUUACUAAAAUUGUAAAUGAACACGUUCUUAGUCUUGUUAACAACCUUUCAUAUCAAUCUCUAAUAUCAGCGAAUUCAUAUUUCGAACUAUUCAAAGCGUUACUUAUUUCCAACAGUUCUCUCAUCAACAAUAGAGAUUAUGUUGGUAAUGGUGGCUGUAAACUUGCUUUUUUUCUUGUUUAUACGCUUUAUAAAUUACAAUAUUUUUAUCAUGGCAUAUAUCCAGGACCUGUGAAUAUGAAAUGUUAUCGUGUUUUAGUCGAUAUAUUUCUUCUUGUUAUACAAUGUCAAAAACGAAUCGUCGACAAUGAAGGUAGCAUUCGACGAACUAUGCUUGAUAUUUUAAAAAUGAUUUGCCAAAUAAAUAAUGAUAUAUCUAUUCAAGUUAUUCAAUGGGAACUAUUGAAAAUAGUGAUUGAUGAAUAUGUUACUAUAGCCAAUGAACCAUUGGACGAGUUUUUAACGUAUGAAUUUAGAGAUGUAUUCAAAAAUCUAUUUAAGAAUAGACGAUUAGAUGUUCUAAGUCAUCUUUAUCGUGAUGUUCAAUUUGAACAAUUCUUUAAUAUAGGAAAUUAUACUCGAGAAUAUCUUGAUAUAAUGACUAGAAGUCAAGAUGGAAGAAAAUUGUUUUAUAAGAUGCUAGAUGAUAAUUUAUUGGAAUCAAUAUUUUCGGAAAAAAAAUUGAUAUUUAUUUUAUUGGAUAAAAAAGAGCGAAAACUAUUAGAAAAACUAUUAAAAUCAUCACCACAUCUUAUUCAUCAAUUGGAUGAAGAUGGUAAUGAUCCGCUACUUUAUAUAUGCAUUAAAGUUUACGGCUGUCGACAUCGUAUUAUUCAAGAUUUAAUCAAAAGUGGAGCUGAUCUUCAAAGAACGAAUUUUAAAGGACAAAAUUUUAUCGAUACAUUACAAUUACAAAAAAAUCGAAAACUAUUCAAAAAAUUAAUUGAACACGAAAUCAUAUCUUUCGAUGAACAGCAAAUUAAUCUUGUUAAAAAUUUUGAUGAAAAUUCAUAA
This is a messenger RNA of Rotaria socialis, 1545 nucleotides long. The record is from the annotation of a GenBank genome assembly. Lineage: Eukaryota; Metazoa; Rotifera; Eurotatoria; Philodinida; Philodinidae.